Ricinus communis (castor bean) is the source of this 1143-nucleotide messenger RNA. Its product is annotated as small heat shock protein, chloroplastic. Bases 182 to 949 code for a protein of 255 amino acids. The transcript is spliced from 2 exons. NCBI's taxonomy places the organism in Eukaryota, Viridiplantae, Streptophyta, Magnoliopsida, Malpighiales, Euphorbiaceae. The record is from RefSeq and is a predicted model, not a curated record. Gene Ontology annotation, biological process: response to heat.
GAGAUUUCCAGAAACACCAAGACCAUGAUCCCCUUCCCACCUCUCUUCACAGAAUGACCUCUCCAGAAAUGUCCAUGCUUCUGCUUAAAUAUCACCAAUUCCGUUCUCUUAUGCAUCACCCAUCAUAUCCUUGUUACAGCUUUCAAAAGAGUUCGUCAAAGGUUCCUUCUUUAUACCAAAUAUGUACCAAGCUCUUUCAAAUUUGAGCUUCUCUCUCCCUUUAUCAUCAAAAAGCACCUUUACUAGAUCAGGAAACCUUCAUUUAUUGAAAACAAAGGAUGUAGGCUUCAAUUUCACUCCCAAGAAGAACAGUGUCAUCAAGGCCAUGGCAGCAUCAGAGAGCAGAGACAAUCUUGAUCACCUGCAGAGAGUCAAUGGCAAGCAGCAUCAACAACAGGCUCAACCCAAGAAAAGAGUGGCUCGUGUUGCACCAGUAGGGUUGUGGGACAGGUUUCCGACAGCAAGAACAGUUCAGCAGAUGAUGGAAACAAUGGAAAGAAUGAUGGAUGACCCAUUUACAUACUCUAGCAGCUGGCCAACUCCAGCUGCACCAAUUGAAGGAAGUGGAUAUGGAAGAGGAAGGACGCCAUGGGAGAUAAAAGAAGGAGAAAAUGAAUACAAAAUGAGGUUUGACAUGCCUGGAAUGACCAAAGAAGAUGUUAAGGUGUGGGUUGAGGAGAAGAUGUUGGUUGUGAAAGCAGAGAAACUGCCAAAGCAGAAAGUGAACGAAGAACGAAAUGGAGAAGAUCAAAAAGCAAAAGCAGAAGCAGAAGAAGAAGAAGAAGAAGAGUGGUCUGCUAAGAGCUAUGGAAGGUACAGUAGUAGAAUUGCGUUGCCUGAGAAUAUUCAAUUUGAGAAGAUAAAAGCUGAGGUUAAAGAUGGUGUCUUGUAUAUUACCAUACCUAAAGCUAGUAGCUUUGCCAAGAUUCUUGAUAUCAAUGUUCAAUGAUCAAUUGUAGAAACUCCCUUUUUUCCUUUUCCUUUUUGAAUUUUGGGUUCCAAGUUUUCUUUAUGUCUCUGUUGGUUAGUGCAAGUGUUUUUGGGUGUAAAAGAGAAAUUAGUUCUUCAGUAUGAGCCUAUAAAUAAAUUGUAAAUCUGUUCUUUUGUAUUGGUAUUCUAAUGUAAUCCUAGGCAAUUAUUAUA